AUGGCACUGAAGCUCUUGCUACAACACGAACGUGAGUUGAAACCCAAGUCCAGUGCGACUUUGGCUACAAUCUCAUGUAUACCCAAGAAUCCUUCUGACUCGUUAAGCAGCUGGAGUCUCAUGAAUGGCUACAGUGCUCAACGAAAACCAUUAAAUGACUUACCAGAACAAACGCCAUUGCUGAAGCCUUUUGCAAGUGUUUAUUGUGAUGAAGAAGAUUCAAAUCUACAAGAAGAAAUUAGUAACGAGCACAACUAUUGGAUGCAAGAGCUGGAAAGACGACGUGCUGGUGUGAAAAGAAGUAGACGACGCACUUGCACAACCACGUCAGAACGAGCCACGACGUCGCCCUUCAAGGUGGGCCUUGUAAUGUGUUCUGUACCAUUGGUGCUGGUGCUAGGCUUCAUUUUCUUCGUGGUGCUGUUUGGAGAUGGACCUGACAUGCCAAGCAAUGUGAAGAGCAUUGUGAAUAAUGUGCUGGGCUUUGGAAGUGGUGAAAGAGACGCUUAUUCCAUUGCAGCAAGACAUGAUGUCACUGGGGGAAAGAAAGAUAAGAUCGCGACAGCUUUUGUUUUUCCAUUUGAAAAAAAAUCUCAACUGGAAAAGGAGAGUCCCGUACUGAAGCUCUCCCUGUCGACGGGUCAAACAAAGCUACGUGGCUCACAGACGGAGAAUGCAGGCGAAUGA
Messenger RNA from Peronospora belbahrii, 687 nucleotides. The record is from the annotation of a GenBank genome assembly. Lineage: Eukaryota; Oomycota; Peronosporomycetes; Peronosporales; Peronosporaceae.